GCUACAUAAUGUCGAGUCAUGUAAGUUCCCGAAGAGAGAAACUUGUUGGCUUAGACACUAAGGAGUCUGGAGACAAAGUAUAUAUGAUUUGCAUCAACUCCAAGAGUGACUGCAAGAAUUGGAUAGCAGUUUGUUGCAAACAGACAAAUGGCAGCAGACCAUUUGCAAGACUUUGUGCAGCCUUUAACUUUUGGCCUGUGCAUGGAGCACCAGCACUCUCCAUUCAGCGAUGCACUAAGCCUCCACUUCGAGCCGAUCUACGGUCACCGAUACAAUGGGCGUUUCUCCUACUUGCACUUCCCCACACACCUGAGCAUGUAUGACUGCUCCUUUGAACCAGCAUUUAUCCGUAAACGAAACGAGCGUGAAAGGCAGAGGGUCCGGUGUGUGAAUGAGGGCUAUACAAGGCUCAGAGAGCACCUGCCUCAAGAGUUUGAGGAUAAAAGACUGAGUAAGGUGGAGACAUUACGGGCAGCCAUCAGCUACAUCAAACAUCUACAGAAUCUCCUGGAGCUCCGGCUGCCAGAUGCCAUGAUGGAGUUGUCUCCCGGGAGUGAAAGACAGACUGAAGCUAUGAGGCAGCUCACAGAGUGUAACAGUGAUGGAGAGUCUAAACACAGCUUGAGUGACAAUGGGGAACCAUGCUACUGAAGUCUAUAAUAUUGGACCAUUCUUUUGUCACUACAAACAAUAACAAACUGUGGAGAAGGAUAUCUUUUAUAAUAUAUUUUCCUGAUAUGUUAAAUAUUAUUUGUUUUCAUAUAAUUAGAGAAUCGUGCUAUUCAGCUAACGUGGAUUUCUCUGAAACAAAAAAACAAACAUAAUCCCUUUAAGAAUUUGUUUUAACUUUAAUAUGUAGCUUGUUGCAUUGGUGCCAUGUGAGUCAAUUUGGGGAGUGAAUUGGGGGAAAAGAAAAUAAACAGGACUGGUGUGCAUUUUUGGGUCACUUUAAUUAAAAAUUUAUACAUUAACAUUGAAGAAAAUGAAUUAAAUUAUGUGCAAUAUGUUUGAAACCAGUUUUCAUUUUUCUUUUCUUUUCUUUGCAUAUUAAUUUUUGUCUGCGCAAAAUAUCCACAAUCAUUAAAUCACACAAGCUCUUGAAUGUCAAACUUUUCCUGAAAUGCUGAAAUAGUUGUUAUUAAGUUCUUAUCAGUUAAAGAAAAGGUCAGGGUGCUUUUGUUCUUGUUGCUGUUCUGCUGCUGUGAAAGAAUUCAACAUAAAUAAGAACAUUUAUAAUUAGCUAAAUUAGCUGGACAGAAGCAAAGCGUAUUAUAAAAUGUACUCUGCUGUUAUUUUCUGUCACAAUGUCAGGCUUCUUUAUUAAACUGGAAGGCACGCUGUGUGAAAUUUCUCAGUUCACUCAGUUUAUGGCAUAAAUACCACAACUGGGAGAACACAAGAACGUGACAAGAAAAGUUUUUCAUUCAUCAUUUCUAUAUCCUUUUCCAGCUAUUCAUUUUACAGGAGGUUUUCUAAGUGUUAUGCUUCUAUGAAUGUUGUUAAGCAAACCAUUAUUAUACAGAUGUUUUUAGAAUGUUACAGAAUUAAUGUUAAAUAAAA
Silurus meridionalis is the source of this 1560-nucleotide messenger RNA. Its product is annotated as achaete-scute homolog 4. The transcript is spliced from 2 exons. NCBI's taxonomy places the organism in Eukaryota, Metazoa, Chordata, Actinopteri, Siluriformes, Siluridae. Gene Ontology annotation, biological process: regulation of transcription by RNA polymerase II; developmental process. The record is from RefSeq and is a predicted model, not a curated record. The coding region runs from base 148 to 651 and encodes 167 amino acids. Gene Ontology annotation, molecular function: RNA polymerase II transcription regulatory region sequence-specific DNA binding; DNA-binding transcription factor activity, RNA polymerase II-specific; protein dimerization activity.